Penicillium cinerascens is the source of this 1950-nucleotide messenger RNA. Its product is annotated as SH3 domain protein. The coding region runs from base 1 to 1950 and encodes 649 amino acids. The record is from RefSeq and is a predicted model, not a curated record. Gene Ontology annotation, molecular function: protein binding. The transcript has 2 exons. NCBI's taxonomy places the organism in Eukaryota, Fungi, Ascomycota, Eurotiomycetes, Eurotiales, Aspergillaceae.
AUGGUGCACGGGCAUGCCCACGUUCAUGAGCACCGCCCUCAUGAGAUUGAGCAGCGGGGCUUCCUGGACAACGACGAUUCCAACCCCUUGUUGGGCGCCUACGAUGCUCUGUCCAAUGGCUGGAACGACGUAUUUGGUGGUGGUAGUAGUAGCGGCGACGACGACGACGACGAUGCUGACAGCACUGACCAAGACACCAAUACCGCACCUGCGCAGAACACCAUGAUGGGCGUUGGUCCCGCAGUGGCAGCCACCAGACCGUCGCCAGAGACGACGCAGCAAAUAAUCGAGGCGCCGCCUACCACGGCCAAGAACCCUCCCAAACACGAAGCCACUACGACCGAGAGCGAAAAGGAUACCAUGAUCGAGACGCAUGCCACUCAUACCAAGGAAGCCAUCCCCGAGACUACCACGGAUGCCAAGGAGACCGUGGCAGAGCCUACUACGACCUCCGAAGACAAUACGGUGGCCACCAAGAUCGAACCUACGUCAACUCCGACUGCAAGCUUUGUGACUUCGGUGACCUCCACGACCGCUGAUUCGAGCCAAGAUGUGAAUGCCCUGGCCGUAACCCCCACUGCCUCGGCCACCAACUUGGCCGCAUCUACCUCGCCUACUUCGCUCAACACCAAGUCCGAGGGUAUGUCUUCUGGUGCCAAGGCCGGUGUUGCCAUUGGUGUCAUUCUCGGCGUGGGUGUGAUUGCUGCCCUGAUCUUCUUCUUCAUCCGUAAGAAGAAGCGUAGCCAGGCAAUGAGGCUGGAGGAGGAGGAGAACGAGAAAGCAGCUUUCAAUCUCCCGCCGCCUCCCCCGGUUACGAAACCAUCCACUCCUUCAACUGCUCCUAAGCUCAAUGUUCGUCCGGUUACUCAGUUCGCCCCCGACCUGACCGGCAACGGCGGUUUCAACCCGGCCACCGCUGCCGGUGCCGCUGCUGCUGCCGGCGUUGGGGCUGGCACUGCUGCUGGUGCUACGCGCAACCUCACUGGCAACUCCCCACCUCCUACUCCGCCCAAGUCUGCCACUGGUUCGAACCCGUUCAAUGACCCAGUUAACCCUUUCGGCAACAACACAACACCAGUGGCUGAACAUGCACCUGGUGGUAUGCCGGGCUCGGCUGCUGGAGCCGCCGCCAUGGGGGCUGUUGGCGGAGCCGCUAUGGCAUCCCAUGACCGUGCUCACUCGCCACCUGGCUCUUCGCCGAGCCCCGUCAGUGUCGAUGGCGAGUCUGUUGCAUCUGCGACAUUUGCCGCUGAUGGUGCGGCUGGUAUGAGUGCCGUUGCGGGUGCUGCUGCUGGUACAAGCUCGAAUAAUGUUCACCGCGUGCAAAUGGACUUCAACCCCUCGAUGGAAGAUGAAUUGGGUCUUCGUACUGGCUCGCUGGUUCGCAUGCUUCAUGAAUACGACGAUGGAUGGGCUCUCUGUACGCGUCUUGAUCGAUCCCAGCAAGGAGUGGCUCCACGGUCUUGCCUUUCCGCGCGCCCUGUGAAGCCGCGCUCUCGUCCUCCUGGAGCUCGCGCUCCGCCAAUGGGCCCUAACGGCCGCAUCCUUUCGGGCCCCCCACCAGGUCGCUUCUACCCAGGUGACGUACGGCCAAGAUCCCCCGCUGGGCUUGGAUAUGCCGGCCCUCCUCGUCCAUAUCCCGAGAACCGUUCUGGUUCACCUGUGCAGUUCCCUAUGCCUGGGCCGAUGGGUCUUUCGAUCCGAUCAGUCCCUCGUUCAAUGUCACCCGGACCCUAUGGACCUCCUGGCAUGCAGCGCCAACCCGUAAUGCCGGUGAAUCAGCGACAGCGAAGCAACAGUGCUGGCAACAUGUCCCCGCCAAAUGUUGGCGCUAUUCCUCCCAAGUCCCCCAGCCCGCUAGCUGCAACUGGGCCGCCGUCUCCAGCCCCUACAGCCCAUCUUCCAGCUCUUCCCGGUUCCGCGCCGAGCUCCCCCGACGCAGGUCGAUAG